Messenger RNA from Drosophila pseudoobscura, 581 nucleotides. It is a transcript of the gene RpL35, whose product is annotated as Ribosomal protein L35. Bases 114 to 485 code for a protein of 123 amino acids. The record is from RefSeq and is a predicted model, not a curated record. Gene Ontology annotation, cellular component: cytosolic large ribosomal subunit; ribosome. The transcript has 3 exons. Lineage: Eukaryota; Metazoa; Arthropoda; Insecta; Diptera; Drosophilidae. Gene Ontology annotation, molecular function: structural constituent of ribosome; mRNA binding. Gene Ontology annotation, biological process: translation; maturation of LSU-rRNA from tricistronic rRNA transcript (SSU-rRNA, 5.8S rRNA, LSU-rRNA).
UCGAUGACAGUGAAUUUGAACCAGCGCGCUGGUUCAUUGCGUGGUUCCGAAAUCGGUUUGACGUCAACCAGUUAUCGUUUCUUCUUUCUUUUUUGACGUGACCAGCGAGAAAAAUGGUAAAGGUCAAGUGCUCCGAGCUGAGAACCAAGGACAAGAAGGAGCUCACCAAGCAAUUGGAUGAGCUCAAGAAUGAGCUCCUCAAUCUGCGUGUGGCUAAGGUCACCGGAGGAGCGCCUUCCAAGCUCUCCAAGAUCCGUGUGGUGCGCAAGGCGAUCGCUCGCGUCUACAUUGUCAUGCACCAGAAGCAGAAGGAGAACCUGCGCAAGGUCUUCAAGAACAAGAAGUACAAGCCCCUGGAUCUGCGCCGCAAGAAGACUCGCGCCAUCCGCAAGGCUCUGUCGCCUCGCGAUGCCAACCGCAAGACGCUGAAGGAAAUUCGCAAGCGUUCCAUCUUCCCUCAGCGCAAAUAUGCCGUCAAGGCAUAAAUAUUGCAACAAUUAGUUCUGUUGCAUUUCUUGAGGACGUUAAGAGUUAUCCAGCAAAUAGAAGAAAACGAAAAAUAAACAAUUUUUUUAAUGUGA